AUGCACCGCUUCCUCAGCAAGAAGAAGAUCCGCCACCGCAUCUUCAUCCUCAACCAAGUGGAUCAUUUCAGGUUUAACAGAGCAUCCCUGAUCAACGUGGGCUUCCUGGAGAGCGGCAACGACACCGACUACAUCGCCAUGCACGACGUGGAUCUCCUGCCCCUCAACGAGCACCUGGACUACAGCUUCCCCGAGGCAGGGCCCUUCCACGUGGCAUCCCCCGAGCUGCACCCGCUCUACCACUACAAGACCUACGUGGGUGGCAUCCUGCUGCUCACCAAGCAGCACUACGAGCUGUGCAAUGGGAUGUCCAACCGCUUCUGGGGCUGGGGACGGGAGGACGAUGAGUUCUAUCGACGUAUCAAAGGAGCUGGUCUCCAGGUCCGUCGUCCCUCUGGAAUCACAACUGGAUACGAGACUUUCCAGCACCUGCACGACCCAGCCUGGAGGAAGAGAGACCAGAAGCGCAUUGCUGCACAGAAACAGGAGCAGUUCAAGGUGGAUCGGGAGGGAGGCCUGAACAACGUGAGGUACCGAAUCGAGUCACGCACGGAUCUGAGCGUGGCAGGAGCCCCUUGCACUGUCCUCAAUGUCCUGCUGGACUGUGACAUGAACGAGACCCCGUGGUGCACGUUUGGCUGA
Zonotrichia albicollis (white-throated sparrow) is the source of this 642-nucleotide messenger RNA. Lineage: Eukaryota; Metazoa; Chordata; Aves; Passeriformes; Passerellidae. The record is from RefSeq and is a predicted model, not a curated record.